CUUCUCUCCAGAGAUGCUGCCUGUCCCGCUGAGUUCCUCCAGCUUUUUGUGACUAUCUCCGGGUUACAGUGAGUCUCCCAUUCCCGGGCGGGCAGCGGCGGCGAGGGUGCGCUGGUGUACUGCUGCACAGUGGUUGACUGGUACACGGAGCUUGGUCGAGCCCGGCCGGCUGGCUGCUGCGGGUUAGAUAUGGUGCGCAACGCCGUGCAUUGGUUCCGCAAGGGUCUCCGGCUCCACGACAACCCCGCCUUGCAGCGAGCCCUGUCCGGAGCUGACACCGUCCGAUGCGUUUACAUUUUGGACCCUUGCUUUGCAGGCUCGUCAAACAUCCGGAUCAACUGGUGGAGAUUCCUUAUUCAGUCCUUAGAAGAUCUGGAUAUCAGUCUAAGGAAAUUAAAAUCCAGGCUCUUUGUUGUCAGAGGGCAGCCAACAGAUGUAUUUCCCAGAUUAUUUAAGGAAUGGAAUGUGACACAGCUGACCUUUGAAUAUGAUUCCGAGCCCUUUGGAAAGGAGAGGGAUGCUGCCAUCAUGAAACUGGCAAAAAUCGCUGGGGUGGAAGUGAUUGUACAAAUCUCGCAUACUCUGUAUGACGUUGACAGAAUAAUCAAGGCAAACGGUAAUCACGCCCCACUCACAUACAAACGGUUCUGUGCAAUCAUCAGAAAGCUAAAGUUACCCAAAGCUCCUGUCAAUACGGUGACAUUGGACCAGAUGGAAAAAUGCACACAAAAUAUGCAAGAAAGCCAGGAAGAGCAGUAUGGAAUACCGUCACUGGAAGAACUUGGAUUUGAUACAAGUGAACUGUGUUGCGCUGUGUGGCAGGGAGGCGAGACAAAAGCUUUGGCUUGGCUACACAAACACUUUGAAGGAAAGGCUUGUACUGCUAGUUACGAAAGUUCAAAUUUGAACCCAGACUCCUUGAUGUCGAGCUCAACAGGAUUGUGUCCUUAUCUCUGCUUAGGAUGCCUAUCAUGUCGAAAGUUUUAUUACACGUUACUGGAGUUUUAUAGGAUGGAUCACAACAAAUCACCUCUUCCUCUAUAUGGGGAGCUCCUUCGGCGGGAGUUCUUCUACACUGCAGCAACAAAUAACCCACGCUUUGACAGAAUGGAGGGAAACCCUGUUUGCGUGCAGAUUCCGUGGGACAAGAACCAACAAGCCCUCGCGAAGUGGGCGGACGGACAAACGGGAUUCCCCUGGAUUGAUGCAAUCAUGAAACAACUACGGCAAGAGGGUUGGAUUCACCAUCUCGCCAGGCGAGCAGUCGGCUGCUUCCUGACAAGAAGUGAUCUCUGGAUUAGUUGGGAAGAAGGCAUGAAGGUUUUUAAUGAGUUGCUUCUCGAUGCUGACUUCAGCGUGAGUGCUGGCUGGUGGAUGUGGCUGUCGUGCAGUGCCUUCUUCCAGAGGUUCCUUCCAUGUUAUUGCCCUGUUGCUUUUGGGAGAAGGACUGAUCCGAAUGGCGACUAUGUCAGGCAAUAUCUACCAAUCCUAAGAGGAUAUCCUACGAAGUACAUCCACGAUCCAUGGAAUGCUCCUGUUGAGGUUCAGGCAGCUGCAAAGUGCAUCAUAGGUGUUCAUUACCCCAGACCAAUGGUCAAUCACAUUGAAGCAAUUCGACUGAACACUGAACGAAUGAAGCAGAUUUAUCUACAACUGUCUCAUGAUAAGGGACUCUGUUUACCGGUUAUGGCUCUCUCCCUUACCGACAACCAGGAAUCGUCCAUUGCAAAAUCUGAUGGACAUGGCAAGGAAACUGGUUCUUGCUCAGCGAAUCAUGACAAGACUCCUAAUGUAUUUGGAAAACGAGGCAAGCCAGAAAAUGCUGAAAAUAGAGAUGAAUUCAAACAAAUAAAGAUUCCUCGACUGCAAGCUCCUGAGGAUGUUAGCAGGAUUAAAGCUGAGCCAAUGGUGAUUGAAGACUGACGGAGCAUCCAUCUGUGCAAUCCCAAACUCUUCAACUUCUUGCAAUCACUGCAAGCGAGGUGCUGGCUUGCUUAGCUUUAAAUAGCUGCAAACCUAUGAAUGCCAUUUUUUUAAUAAAAAACUAUUCAUCUGUAUCUCUGGUAUACUGCACUGUUGCAAACCGGCCAUAGAAAGUCGCAACAGAUGUCCAAACUGGGUUAAAAUCACCCUGUCUACUUCAGGCUAAGCAGAAGAAAUAUUCACCCAUAUUCCUCCUGCUGUGGCUUUCAUUGAAGCUCUACAGGAAAGUUCAUAGCCUGGAUUUUGAAGUCUAUGUGGUUGAAUAAACUAGUCAUUCUCAACCCAGGGCGCGUGACACCCUUGGGGAUGGGUGAAGGGAAACCAAAGUUUACAGCGAGUCCCUGAAGUUUUAAUAAUUCUGAGGUCGUUUAAUUAGAAAGUUCACAAUCAAAGUAUAAUAGAGGCACAAUUUGCAAUCCAGACACACCAGCUGUGGGAGUGCUGCCAAUUCUUAGGAAUCCAUGGAAUAGCAAAGCUUCCUUAAAGGAAGGAUCUGUGGUACAGUAAGAUGGUUAAAGGGUGGGAAUGUGGGGAAGUGGGGAUUUCAAUCUUAAAGUUUGGAAAUAACUUGAAUAGAAUAAUGAUGAUAAACUCAGACACCAGGACAAAAUGCAAGUAGGUGGGCAAGAUUGUCAAGGGUGUGGCUGAGUGUGUGGUGAAGUGUUGUAGCGAGCAUCAUUGGAAUUGCAGCCAGUAUAAUAACAACUAAAGCAUGUUGGAAAGAAUCUGGCAGUGCAGCCAAUGCAAAAUAACAGUAUAUGAAAUUAAAAAAGGAAUUUGAUCUCAAUUAAAUAGUUAAGAUAGCAAUUUUUCCUCUUGACUCCUGUGUUGUAGGAAAUCACCCAAAAUUUUACCCUAUUACAUACUUUGCCCUAUAACAUGCUUGUACAUAUUCAAAUAAGAUAUCAUACUGGAGGUUUGAAGAAAAUUCAAUAGAGGAAUUCUUUCUGUAACCAAUGUUUAUCCUCAAACCAAAAUAUUAACAACCAAUUGCAUGAUUAUAUUGCCAUGUGGGAUCUUGCAGCAUAUGUAUGCAAAUUGGGCUGGACCAUUAAUCUGCUCUAGGACAGUGAUUAUAUUUCAAAUUUAUUUCUAACUGGAAAAUAUUUUAGGGUUGUAAAUGUGUUUUCUCAUGCCAAUGCUAUUCACAAAUUAUUUUUAAAUGGCGUCCAUGAAAGCAACAUAGCCAUUUCUGGCCCUUUUUGUCAAUGGAAAAGUAGAUGAGUUAAAUCAGGAUCGCAGGGUACUCAUGAUCUUAUUCUUGAGGCUAUAAUUGGGUAUUACAAGACUUUAAGAAAAAGAAGUCUGUUAACUUUUAGCAGAUUUAUUUCCAUUGUAUUUUGUUCUAUUUAUCCUUGGGGUAAAACACAACAUGAUAUUAUGAAACUAGGAACUGCAGAUGCUGGUACAAAGAAGACAACCUGCUGGAGUAACUCAGCCGGACAGGCAGCAUCUCAGGAAAACACGGAUAAGUGAUGUUUCAAGUUGGGGCCCUUAUUAUAACUUUUGGGUAUAGAUGUUCAUAAUUUAUAUAAAGCACUUGUUGUACCAAAACAAUGUAAUUAUCUGACUUUUGUAUAAAGUAAAAAUGUUGUCAAAUGUAUAAUAAAAAUUCUUACUAUAAACCAUUUUGGUUGAUUAUAUGUAAGAAUAAAAAAUAAUUCUCACUGGUGUGGCAGAGAACCACAAGACCUUAGUGUUGGAGGUGCAAAUAUCUGUAAAGCUCAAAUGAUGUAAAGGAUCUUAUCUUA
Molecule: messenger RNA, 3734 nt
Organism: Amblyraja radiata (thorny skate)
Lineage: Eukaryota; Metazoa; Chordata; Chondrichthyes; Rajiformes; Rajidae
Product: cryptochrome-2-like
Exons: 12
Coding region: 190-1923 (577 amino acids)
Biological process (GO): negative regulation of DNA-templated transcription; entrainment of circadian clock by photoperiod; circadian regulation of gene expression
Cellular component (GO): cytoplasm; nucleus
Molecular function (GO): FAD binding; DNA binding
Source: RefSeq, a predicted model, not a curated record